Talaromyces stipitatus ATCC 10500 is the source of this 924-nucleotide messenger RNA. RefSeq lists its product as uncharacterized. Bases 1 to 924 code for a protein of 307 amino acids. Lineage: Eukaryota; Fungi; Ascomycota; Eurotiomycetes; Eurotiales; Trichocomaceae. The transcript is spliced from 2 exons. The record is from RefSeq and is a predicted model, not a curated record.
AUGACCGCCACUGAGACGAUGACUGCACCCACAACACCAAGCACUAACAAGCCUUACCUAGAGGCCCUUCAACGUGAUGGAUUCGUGGUCGUACGGUCGAUUCUCUCGCCUGCUGAAGUAGUAACUCUACGUGAAGCAGCGACCGAAGUCACUCUGCAAACGCGAAACGGCAAAUGGCCGUACCUGCGCUCUGUGCCAAAGCAAUUCCCUCCAUGGCCGAAUACUCCACCGCCAUCAUCCGAGGGUGGCAUUUGGGGGGUUCAGCAUUUGAUGCAUCCUGAGAUGCCGCAUCGUGAAAAAUUUAUUAAAACAUAUUUCUCGCCUCAAAUCCUGAGCAUUGCAGAAGAACUACUAGGAAUCUCUGACAGUAGUGAUCGUGAGGAAUUGCUAGUUAUGGAGUUAUUCAACCUUCUCGUUGCACCAGAAAACAUACCCUUUGAGCUGCGCUGGCACCGAGAUGAUAUUCCAGGCCCCGAAGGCAAACAGUCACACGCACAAUAUAAUUUCUCGUUAUGUCCGGACGCAUCCCUUAUUGUGGUACCCGGGUCCCAUCGUCGCGUGCGCACUGAGACUGAGAGGAGUGCGGAUCCCUACGAGAAAAGCCUGCCAAAUCAGCUCAUCGUUCGCCUAGAACCUGGUGACGCGGUCUUCUACGACAGCAAUAUUUUACACCGCGGCAUAUAUCAACCGAAACCUGAAGGAGGCGAGGAAAUCCGUCUCACACUUCACGGUAGCAUAGGGUUGAAAGACCACGGCACUGAUUCCGACAAAGUAAGAGCAACAGCUGUUUUACAACAUGGCAUCGGGUUGUGGGUUGACCGAGAUGAUGCCUCGCUGGAUGCAGGCGAGCGAGCAGAGAAGAUGCGGACCAAUCUGAUUGGUUUGGGCAAGGGUGAAAAUAUUGGAUAUUCCCUGGAGGGAUAA